UGGAUUUCUCAUUUUAUCCCUCUCCUUAAAUUCCCACCUCCUCCACCAACAAAGAAAGAAAGAAAGCAAGAAAGAGAAAGAAAGCUACCCAUUAAGCAUAAAGCAUUUUCUUUCCACUAGCUAAGAGCUACAGAGAGAUAUGGCUGAAGAAUGCAGUGAGAGCUCUGUGGCUAUGUCUUCCUCUACGCCUUCUGCUGCUGCCGGCUGGUGGGAUCUUCAUCGCCAUGCAAGCGCUCUCUCUUCAUGGACUAAUAAUAAUAGUAAUAAUUCCACUACCUGCAGCCCUUGGCACCAGCCAAACCCUAGUUCCAAUUCUUCUUGUGAAGAGGAUGUUUCCAUGUCUACAUCUUUUACUAAUGCUUCCAAUCACUCCGGGCUAACUGUUGAGUCCUCUCGCCGACUCGUUGAACCUGCUGCUUCUUCUCCUUCCGAGUUCAUGGGAGAACAUGCUUCUGAUAGUCAACUAUGGAGUCAUAUUCUAUUAGGUGGCGGAAGCAACGGAGAGCUACACAACAUCCAAGAUGUUGAAGAAAACUUACUUGUCGCAUUAUCAUCAAAGCGUAUCUCAUCAGGGAUAUUCGAACCUGAAUGCGACUACAUGAAGAAAAUGAACAACAACUGGGAAUUCACAAAAUCCCCUUCCUUUACCAGCUUUGAUCAUAAGCAUAUUAACGGUUUUAGUACUGAUCAACAGAGCUUGAUUGAAAGUGAAAGGGUGACCAAGCUGUCCAACUUGAUCAACAACUGGUCUAUUGCCCCACCUGAUCCAGGAGUAGUAGUCAGCCGCGAGACCGUCGAUCCAAUAACAUGCAACAUAUCAUUGAGUUCAUCUGUAAAUCACUACUCGCAGCCACAAACAUACAGUGAUUCUGCAUCGUGUGAGACGGGAAUGAAUAAAAAAUCUGGGUUUUUAUCGUGUUAUGGCCAUGAUCUAAAGGUAGAAAAUGAACAUCGCCAUGUUGAUGCUCCAGGGUACAUCUUAAGGAGGCCAUUUAAUGGUAAUGGUGUUGGAUAUCAUCUAGGCCUUAGUAGCGGAUCGAUGGUGGCUGAUAAUAGCAAAAACUAUUAUGGAGUGCCAGAUAAUACAUGCACAAGUGCGAGAAAUUUCACUGAUGGUGCAACUUUUAACGGUCGAUAUAGCAAGCCAUUAAUUGAUAUUCAAGGGCAUAAGCCUUGCUUUAAAUCCUUGAAUUUAUCAGACUGUAGAAAGCAAGGACUUCAAUCGUCUUUAUCGACGGGAAGAGGACAGGGGAAUACAAGUCAAGGAAAGAAGAAAAGAUCGGAAGACACUUCAGAGAUUGUCCUGAAAAAGCCCAAGCAUGAGAGCUCUACAGUUUCAUCUGCAAAGAUGCAGGCACCAAAAGUCAAGCUUGGGGACAGAAUCACAGCCCUUCAACAAAUUGUGUCGCCAUUUGGAAAGACUGAUACAGCCUCUGUGCUAUUAGAAGCAAUUCAGUAUAUAAAGUUCCUGCAAGAGCAAGUGCAGCUACUGAGUAGUCCUUACCUGAAGAACAAUUCACACAAGGAUCCAUGGGGAGGCUUGGAAAAGAAAGAAAAGGGAGAUGUAAAACUUGAUCUCAGGAGCAGGGGUCUUUGUUUAGUUCCUAUUUCAUGCACCCCUCAAGUUUACCAUGAGAAUACAGGAUCAGAUUACUGGACACCAACAUAUAGAUCAGGAUGCCUGUAUAGACAAAAUAAUUAACCAGUCCAUGUUGUGUUUUGUGCUAAAUUCUAUCAAUGUAACUUCAACAGAAGUGAUAUACAUCCAAGUGAUCAUCGAUAAUUAAGUUUGCUUUAUGAAAAAAAAAAAGGGUACUUUAAUUAGAUGAUCGAUUAGUUUAACAAAUCAUAAUUGAUAUAAAUUCUUGAAAUUAACUUGAUUUAACGUAAAUUAAUCAUAUAUAAACAUUAAACCUCAUCGUUGUGUCUUUACAGAUCAUACAUGGUAAAUGAAAUUAAAGUGAAACAGGAAGAAAGGAACAAGUUCUACUUCAAGCUACAGACAAAACGGUGCGCAAUGAUAUCAAAGUAAAAGGCUUGGUCAUGAAAGAAACAAAACGGUGGGUACGUACCUGGCUUAUUUGGUAUUCUAAAAUUAUAGUUUUCAUUCCCAAAUGGUAAAUAUCACAGUAUUCCUGCAAACUUUGUUCGAGAAUUUAAUUAAUUUUCAAAGAAGAGUUAACUUGCUUGCUUUGUGAUUCAGUUUUUAUUUGCAUUGGCAUUCAAAAGUAAAUCAUUUUCAUAAUCAUUAUUUCUAAUUUGUUUGCAAAAUCUUAUUGAGCCUUUGUGCAACUCCUUUAAACUUUCAUUUCAUGGUGAAGA
Hevea brasiliensis (rubber tree) is the source of this 2322-nucleotide messenger RNA. RefSeq names its product transcription factor bHLH111. Gene Ontology annotation, molecular function: DNA-binding transcription factor activity, RNA polymerase II-specific; RNA polymerase II cis-regulatory region sequence-specific DNA binding; protein dimerization activity. The record is from RefSeq and is a predicted model, not a curated record. NCBI's taxonomy places the organism in Eukaryota, Viridiplantae, Streptophyta, Magnoliopsida, Malpighiales, Euphorbiaceae. Gene Ontology annotation, biological process: regulation of transcription by RNA polymerase II. The transcript has 7 exons. Bases 140 to 1702 code for a protein of 520 amino acids. Gene Ontology annotation, cellular component: nucleus.